This is a messenger RNA of Talpa occidentalis (Iberian mole), 939 nucleotides long. Its product is annotated as olfactory receptor 2L13-like. The record is from RefSeq and is a predicted model, not a curated record. The transcript has a single exon. Lineage: Eukaryota; Metazoa; Chordata; Mammalia; Eulipotyphla; Talpidae. Gene Ontology annotation, cellular component: membrane. Gene Ontology annotation, molecular function: olfactory receptor activity; G protein-coupled receptor activity. Bases 1 to 939 code for a protein of 312 amino acids. Gene Ontology annotation, biological process: G protein-coupled receptor signaling pathway.
AUGGAGACAUGGAAUCACACUUCCAAUGAUUUCAUUUUGCUGGGUUUGUUUCCCACAAAUCGAACUGGCUUGUUUCUCUUACUCCUUAUCAUCUUCAUAUUCUUUCUUGGCUCAAUGGGAAACUCAACCAUGAUUCACCUCAUACGCGUGGAUCCCCGGCUCCACACUCCAAUGUACAUUCUCCUCAGCCAGCUCUCCCUCAUGGAUCUGAUCUCUCUUUCCAGCACCGUCCCCAAAAUGAUGUUCAACUUCUUCUCAGGUCAGAAAGGCAUCUCGUUCCUGGGAUGUGGAUUCCAGUGCUUCUUCUUUGCAACUAUGGCAUGUUCUGAAGGUUUACUCCUUUGCUCCAUGGCCUAUGACCGGUAUGUGGCCAUCUGCCACCCCCUUCAUUAUCCCCUCCGCAUGAGUAAAAGGAUGUGUGUGAAGAUGAUUAUAGGAUCUUGGAUCUUGGGGUCCAUCAAUUCCUUUGCACACACUGUCUAUACCCUGCAUAUCCCUUACUGCCAGUCCAGGGCCAUUGAUCACUUCUUUUGUGAUAUCCCAGCCAUGAUGACUCUGGCUUGCAUGGACACCUGGGUCUAUGAGUACCUGGUUUUUGUGAGUACAUGUCUGUUUCUCCUCAUUCCUUUCCUUGUAAUCACAGCUUCCUAUGGUCGGGUGCUUUUUGCUAUCUACCAUAUGCGCUCCAAAGAGGGAAGAAAGAAGGCCUUUGCCACCUGUUCAACACAUUUAACUGUGGUGACAUUUUACUAUACACCUUUUGUCUAUACUUAUCUCAGGCCUAAGAAUCUCCGCUCCCCAGCAGAAGAUAAGAAGCUGGCAGUUGUCUAUGCCAUUCUGACCCCCAUGCUCAAUCCCAUUAUCUACAGUCUGAGAAAUAAGGAAGUCCUUGGGGCCAUGACAAGAGCAUUUCCAAUAUUAUUCUCCAAGAAGGAAUAA